Emiliania huxleyi CCMP1516 is the source of this 620-nucleotide messenger RNA. RefSeq lists its product as hypothetical. Bases 170 to 478 code for a protein of 102 amino acids. The transcript has a single exon. The record is from RefSeq and is a predicted model, not a curated record. Lineage: Eukaryota; Haptophyta; Isochrysidales; Noelaerhabdaceae.
GACUCGGUCGCAUUGCAACCACCGUGGCGCCUGCUCGAAAACCGGGCCUACCACCGCUCUCUCUGCCUACCACCGCUCGAAACCCACCCUCUCUCUGCCUACCACAGCUGUGAUCACUCGUCAAUACUGACCCGCUCGUCAAAUACACACCGCGCUCUCGUCUCUCGCCAUGUUCCGUCGGUCGAGCCAGCUCUCGCGCUUCGCCCGUCCGGCCUCACGGCAACUGCUGUCACAGCCAGUCCCACCGUCGCCGUGGCAGCACACUGGGCAGACCACUGACCGUCAUACCUGGCUACUACCCAACUUCUUCCUCUGCCUCAUGUGCGGCGUCCACGCGUACCGCCAUUACUCCCGUGGCAAGACGGUGCCGGCAGCGGCCGUUCACCACCUUCUGCGAGUUUGCGUGAUGGAGCUCCAUGAGCGGCACCAUCACGGGCACUCGCGCUGGCACAACAUCCAAGCGAGUCUGUUGCAGUGAGCAUGAAGGUAGAAAGGCGGGUGAGCAUGAGUGAUGAGACCGGCCGUCUCGAGUGUGUCUGGACAGGAACUGUGUCAUUGCGUGCUCUCUCGUGUCACGGGAUUCAAGCAAAAAAGAUAACUGACUCGAUGUCUUGUGUCUC